UUCAAAUUUUUUCAUUAUUUCGAUUAAUUGUAAACUUGUGUCACUCUUACGAACUAAAAAAAUAUUUAUGAAGCGAGUUCAUGUAGAUAAUUAUACUCCCAAGUACUACAGCGGUAAGUGGUCUUGGGAUACAAAAAAAGACAGCCUUCAUUUUGAGCCUCAUAGUGAUCUUGAGGAUGCGCGUGAGCGCUACAUAAUUACAAAUGGGUAUAAGUUUCUACGAACAAUCAAUCAAGAGGAAGAGCUGAUCUUCCGACAAGCGUAUGUUAGAGACGACAGCACCUAUGACUGCGACACAGUAGUUAUCAAUGACAUACGUGAUCUGGUGCUUUUUCUUAUGCCUAGUGAAUUUCUUACCCACCGGUUUGUGGAGUUCAUGCACCGUCCAGCAGUCCACCGAUUGAUUCAUGCUCUAAUAAUAUAUUUUGAGUACUUUCUUCGCCUUGUUGAGUUUGUACUCAUACGAAGGGAUGAACUAGCCGGACAAAUACAGAGUCAGCAAACAAUUGAAAUGAAAAAGACAUUUUCGAUCUAUUUAAGCCAAUAUAGAAUUUUGGUUGCACGCAACUAUAGUGUUAUUUUAAAAGGAGAAGGAGACAUGGCAGAUUAUUAUCACUUAAAAGAGAUAGUAAACAUUUCGGAUACUGGUAGAGACAAAAUUUUCCAUGAACAAUUUCUGGCUGUAAUUACUCAGAUGGUUUGGAUAUGUAUGCAUCGCCGUGCUUACAACAUUAUUGAAAUGGAAAUGAAUCGGCUUUUUCGUUCUGACCACUUUGUUAUGGCAAGACCUGAAUACCUAAGAUUUACUCCAGCAGAAAGAAGUUUACUUUAUGGCGGUAAUAAUAAGAUUGUUAACUAUCGAACUCAGGUGUCCCCUCUUAUUCAAGAACUGGAGCAUGUUUCAGAUGAGGAUAUGCCUAUAUUAUGGAUAGGGGAACGAAAGUAUCGCGGGACGGAUGUAAGAAUAGCCGAAAUGGAACUAGAGUACAUUGUACCCGGUCCUCAACUACGCAUGAUUGAUGUAGCUCAUGGCAUACUAGGACACCCCAAGCGUCUUUACAACACCAUUCUUGACUUGGACUGGCCAACUGUUCGCUAUUCCAACUUCUCUAUUCAAUACGAUCCUUAUCACAUAGUAAGGCAGCCUCAUUUGGAUAUCCCGAAAAUUGAUGCUGAUAGAAUGAGGAAGAUGAACGACCACUAUGAACACUUUUAUAAGGUAUAUCGCAUCUAUGAGCCGCAUAGCAUGCAGAUUCUGAACAAGUGGCUUAAACGGGACAAAUUAAUUCAGUUUUACCGAUCCGGAGGUCUACUCCUUACUAAUGUAGUAUCACGAUGCGAGAAAGAGCUCUCUUGUUCAACUUCAGGUCCCAAGGUUGAUCAAAUUAUCUCCAGCUACUUCAAAGUCAAAUCACGGCUGCGAAAGGGGUCACCUUACGCGGAGGACAAUGUCAGCAUUACGACUUCCAGAAUAGGGGGCUUCUCUUCACCACGCCAAAAAAAGGGUCCCACGGACUACUUUUUCGAUUAAUCGACAUGAAUUACCGACAAAAUAUAAAUGCACUAAAAUAGUUUCUAAUUGGAGCACGAUUUGAGUUAAAAUAUUUGGGCCAUAGAAAACACAAAUUUUAAGUUAAUAUGAAAAAUACGACAUGAAUUUCUCUAGCAUGUAUAAUUAUUGUAAAAGGUGAAAUAAACAAAUAUAAUAUA
This is a messenger RNA of Drosophila ananassae, 1710 nucleotides long. Its product is annotated as protein phosphatase 1 regulatory subunit 36. The record is from RefSeq and is a predicted model, not a curated record. Lineage: Eukaryota; Metazoa; Arthropoda; Insecta; Diptera; Drosophilidae. Gene Ontology annotation, molecular function: phosphatase binding. The transcript has a single exon. Gene Ontology annotation, biological process: negative regulation of phosphatase activity. The coding region runs from base 68 to 1531 and encodes 487 amino acids.